AUACACAAUUUCCCGUGUACCAAGCUCCUUCAGCCAUGAGUUUCUACCAUCAGAAUCCUGUUUCUUGGCCAGCAACUCCAUCUAAUGCAUUUAGCCGCUCCACCGUUUAACCCUGGUCAUGUCCCGGUUUAUCAGCCAGUUUUGGAGGCCAAUGGCUUGUAUGUAGAGGAGCGAAAUCAGAUUUCCAAGUCUGGUACAGCAAACGAAGCUUUCACUGAAUUUAAUGCGGAGACGGUUGUUCAUGGCAGGCUGCAUGCAACAGAACAAGCAGCAAAUGGAGAAGGAAAGCAAAGUGAUGUCUCUUCCAAAUCACACAAGGACGACACUAGCUUUUCCUUGUUCCAUUUCGGUGGACCCGUGGCUCUUUCAAUGGGAUGCAAAUCUAAUCCUGUACCUCUGAAAGAUGAGAUUGUGGAAGAACUUUCUUCCCAGUUUAAAGCAGAUCAUGUUGAAAAUGGUCAUGGUUGCAAUAAAAAGGAGUCUACUGUUGAACAGUACAAGUUGUUUGCGGCAAGUAAUGGGAUAAGGUUUUCCUUCUUCUGAUAUAGUGGCUGGGUGUAGGUUUUGGCAGUUCAGUCCCUACCUUCUUUCCCAGGAUAUUUGAGAGUACUUUAAAACUGGGCGUACGAUAAUCUAAAAUCCAAGUUAGCUUAUUGGUUCUUAGUAUAUUGUUUAACCAAUUUGUGUCAUUGUUUUUGAAAUUGAAUGUAGAGAAAGAAAAGAAAAAGGUUGGGAGAGUGUCAUUAUGAUGUUUUGAGCGCUUUUGUGUUUUUUUCCCUUGGGUUAAUGAAGCUUUUCUGGUUUGAGAUUUUGUUAUAUUGGCAUUCAUUAGUCAUUUCAUUUCAAUUUCUUGAAUGGUUUGCUUCAGAUUGAAUAUUAAGUAUAUUUCCCUUGAUUUUAUUU
Messenger RNA from Hibiscus syriacus, 903 nucleotides. RefSeq lists its product as uncharacterized. The coding region runs from base 85 to 543 and encodes 152 amino acids. The record is from RefSeq and is a predicted model, not a curated record. The transcript is spliced from 2 exons. NCBI's taxonomy places the organism in Eukaryota, Viridiplantae, Streptophyta, Magnoliopsida, Malvales, Malvaceae.